Molecule: messenger RNA, 205 nt
Organism: Dentiscutata erythropus
Lineage: Eukaryota; Fungi; Glomeromycota; Glomeromycetes; Diversisporales; Gigasporaceae
Source: the annotation of a GenBank genome assembly
UAAACCAGAAUUAACAAGUGUUUUAAAAUUUGCAACUAUUAGGAAUUCAUCAAGCAUAAUGAGUUUUGAUGAUGAUACUAUUAAUGCAGGUGAUAAAGAAUAUUUAGAAAGUAAAUCUUCUGUAAAGCAAGAGAAAAAAAGAACUAGAAAAGAAACAAAAGAAGUUCAAGCUCAAGCAGAAGAUAAUAAUAAUCUUUAUAAUUUU